Sipha flava (yellow sugarcane aphid) is the source of this 1437-nucleotide messenger RNA. Its product is annotated as CD63 antigen-like. NCBI's taxonomy places the organism in Eukaryota, Metazoa, Arthropoda, Insecta, Hemiptera, Aphididae. The record is from RefSeq and is a predicted model, not a curated record. Bases 261 to 980 code for a protein of 239 amino acids. Gene Ontology annotation, cellular component: membrane. The transcript is spliced from 5 exons.
CCGGAGCAAUCAGUCGUCGCAGUCAGUCACCGAACAGUCUAUCGUCGAUCACCCGCGAUCCGUCCACGACAGUAUUCGACGGUCAACGGAACAACGCUCGCGUCCGGUGAUUGAUUCGUUCGUCGGUUUUCAUCCGCCGCCAGUCGAUUUAGGAUUUCGAUUGUUCUGCGUGUCCGCCGCGACCGACAAAUUGUCCGUACCCGGGAAACUAUUACGUUUUCCCGUUUUCCCGUUUUCCCGGUGCCGCACGCUUCUUCAACAUGGGUCUGGGCACGGCCACCAUCAAGUACAUUCUGUUCUUCUUCAACUUCGCGUUCGCGCUUUCCGGUCUUGCAUUGGUGGCGCUGGGCAUGUACAUCAGGUAUUAUGGGUCGAAAUCUGAGGAGCUGGCCAACAAAGCCACAGGAGACACGGCCGGUUUAGCUGCCUUGGCUAUCAUCAUCAUUGGUGGAUCGGUGUUCGUCGUGUCGUUUUUUGGAUGUUGCGGAGCUAUUCGGGAGAGUCAUUGCAUGAUCACUCUGUACGCAAUGUUCCUGUUGGCAAUAUUUUUGUUGGAGGUGGCCGUCGGAGUCUUCUUGUACAUCAACCGGGACCAAGCGGAAGAGAUCACUAGGAAAUCGAUGACCAUCGUGCUCAACGAUUACGCCAACAAAACGGAAUCGCGCGCCUUCUUCGACGAGAUUCAACACGACUUCCACUGCUGCGGCGUUGACGGACCGCAGGACUGGGUCGAACGCACCGCUACUGCUCUGCCGCACUCCUGUUGCCGUACCGACGGAGGCCCGGGCACCACCUGCGCCAAGACCGAGGCCUGGCAGGACGGCUGCCUGCACAAGACCGUGAACAUGUUCAAGACCAACGCGAAUUCGCUGUUCAAAGUGGUCAUGUCAAUCGCCGGCGGUGAGCUGAUCGGUAUCAUCUUCUCGCUGUGCUUGGCCAGUAGCAUAAGGAACGAGGAACGCCGACAGGGAUACGCUUAGGAGACGACGGCUGCGGCAGCGGUUCCGGGGGCUGCGGAUACCACGGGACCCGCUGAUACAAAUAUUUUAUGAAAACCGUAUUACAUAUUAUCAUUCGUCACAAUAUCUGUAAACUCUCUGGAUCCAAACAAAUCGUAUUACUUUUCAGCAACGUAGCAUAAAGCGUACCACGUGAAAAUACGAAUCAUACCGUUUUUUAUUUACAGUACUCGUAUCGUACGUUCUCGGACUCAAAGCUAUUUCGAAACGAUCCAAAAACCCUAAUAUAAUAUUGCAAUAAUCGUACAAUAAAACCUUAUCGUUGUACACUAUCCGUUUUCUAUACUACGAACGCACACACGAUGAAUAUACAAUGUAUAUUAUACAUACACGCCCACAGACACACACAACAAACACGAGCAAACAUUCACGACAGCGAUUUUUUUUUACGAAGACUUUAUUUUUUUUAGAUUUAAUA